UACAAAUAGUACAUGAUCCUUGUUGGACUCCUGCGUGGCAGACAACCGAGCAACAUACAAGCAACGUGCCCAUGUCUCCCGAGGACCCGGCCGACGCAGUUAUCCGUGCUGCGUCUCGGUCAAUCGCUCAGUACGCAGCGGAGGCUGCUUCCCGCGAACCCCCAUGGGACGGAUACGGGGGCCUGGUGCGCAUCUGUGACGAUGAGAGCCUGCGGGAGCCGGGAGUCGUGUGUGCGGCAGUAGCACGCCAGCCAACCGCCCCCGCACUUGCUCCAUGUAGGCCAGAAGCGGCAGCAGCUGCAACAACCUGCCAGGGAAAGAUCCCUCGCGAACCAAGACCAGCGGCCGGGGCGCCUUCCCCACCGCCAACAGCAGCAGCGCACCCGCAGCAAGCACCACCGCCGCCGCCGGUCGUUGCAAGCGAUGGAGCCGCACCCAAGCCUGCACGUACCACCGCCGACCCCCACAACACCCACCUCCAUCGGUCCUCCCAAGGAGCCAUUUCGCCGAUAGCAGGGAAUCUGCAACAGCCGCCCUUGAUUCAACCACCCCAGCAGCCCCAUCAGCAGCCACACCAGUC
Astrephomene gubernaculifera is the source of this 580-nucleotide messenger RNA. NCBI's taxonomy places the organism in Eukaryota, Viridiplantae, Chlorophyta, Chlorophyceae, Chlamydomonadales, Astrephomenaceae. The record is from the annotation of a GenBank genome assembly.